AUGAUAUUUAUUGUGUUAGGGUUGUUGGUUGUGACGUUGCUUGUAGGGGUAGUCGUCGUCGUCGUCGUCGUCGUCGUCGUCUUAGCCGCAGUUGUAGAAGUUCUAAUACAACUCCGAGAACCUGGGGCGUUUAAGGGCAUCUGUCCUAGUUUUUCGUUUUUCUCUUUAGGCCCCUGGGCCUGCUCGCUCAUCCUUUCGCGAUCCCGCUCUCGCACCGACCGGCUUCGUCUAAUCUCAGUUCCUUAUCUUUCAAGCCUCAUUAUCGCCGUCACCAUCCACGUCACGAUCGUUGUCAUUUCUCACGCACGCACACACGCACGCACGCACGCACGCACGCACACGAAACGACCAUCCCUUUUCCUACCCCUGACAUCAUCUUCCUUUCUUCUUGACUAUCACAACCCUGGCCACUUUCCUGAACAGCUGUAUCUAUCUAUCUAUCUAUCUAUCUAUCUAUCUAUCUAUCUAUCUAUCUAUCUAUCUAUCUCAGCCUGUUCAUUAUCUAUGUCAGUCUCUUCAUAUCUAUUUAUCUAUCUAUAUAUCUGUCUGUCCCAGUCUGUUCAUACCUACCCUCUCUCUCUCUCUCUCUCUCUCUCUCUCUCUCUCUAUCUAUCUAUCUAUCUAUCUAUCUAUCUAUCUCAGUCUUUUCAUUAUCUAUCUAUCUAUCUAUCUAUCUAUCUCAGUCUUUUCAUUAUCUAUCUAUCUAUCUAUCUAUCUAUCUAUCUAUCUAUCUAUCUAUCUAUCUAUCUAUCUAUCUGUCUUUUCAUUAUCUUCAUAUCUAUAUAUCUAUCCAUAUCUACCUCAAUCAAUUCACAUCUAUCUAUCUAUCUAUCUAUCUAUCUAUCUAUCUAUCUAUCUAUCUAUCUAUCUAUCUAUCUGACAUGUUUCUACUUUUGUCCUUUCUUUUUCUCUCUUUUUUUCUUUAUUCUUUCUUUUCCUGUUUCACUCUUUUUUUCUUUCUCCUUCUUUAAAUUUUUUCCAGUUUUUAUUUUCGUCUCUCUUUUUCUUACAUUUUCCUAUCAGUCUCUCUUUUUUCGUGAUUUUCUUUCAUUCUCUCUUUCCUCACGUUUUUCUUUCAGUCUCUAUUUUUCUCACGUUUUUCUUUCAGUCUCUCUUUUCUUACAUUUUUCUUUCAGUCUCUCUUUUUCUCGCGUUUUUCUUUUAUUCUUUUCUUUUUGUUUUUCUUGCAGUCUCUCUUUUUCACACGUUUUUCUUUUAUUCUCUCCUUUUCUCAUGUUUUUCUUUCAUUCACUCUUUUUUCUUUCAUUCUCACUUUUCUCACGUUUUUCUUUUAGCCUCUCUUUUUUUCUCAAGUUUUUCUUUCAUUCUCACUUUUCUCACGUUUUUCUUCCAGUCUCUCUUUCUCUCGCGUUUUUUUUAUUCUCUCCUUUUCACACGUUUUUUUUUCAGUCUUUCUUUUUCUCACGUUUUUCUUUCAUUCACUCUUUUCUUAAUUUUUUUCUUUCAGUCUUUCUUCUUCACACAUUUUUCUUUCAUUCUCUCUUUUCUCACGUUUUUCUUUCAGUCUCUCUUUUCCACGCGUUUUUCUUUCAUUCACUUUUUUCUCACAUUUUAAUUUCAGUCUGUUCUUUUUCAAGCUUUUCUUUUAGUCUCUAUAUUCACCAUUUUUUUCUUUCACUGCCUUUUUCUUCCAUUUUUCUUUCAUUCUCACUUUUCCCUUUCAAUUCCGCCUUUUUCUCUCGUUUAUUUAAUCGAACCUGUGUAAAUGAGAUUUCAUUUCAAACACUUUUCUCUCUCUUUUGUCUCUCUCUUUUGACUAUCUUCUCACUCUCUCUUCUUUCUUUCUUUCUCUUUUGCUUUUUCUUUUCCCUUUUUUUAUCUCUUUACUCUCUCUUCUUUCCCCUCUUUCUCACUUUUCUAUCUUCUCUCUCUUUGCACUCACUCUUUUCUCUCUUCUCCCACUCUCUUUACCCAAUACCCUCUCUCCUUUUUCUCUAUUAUUUCUCUCCCUUCUUUGCUCGCUUCUCUCUCUCUCUCUUACUCUCUGUAUUUUCUCUCCUCUUCCUCGCUUUUCUUUCUCUUCUUUUUCUCUCUCUCUCUCUCUCUCUCUCUCUCUUCUUUCUCUAUUUUCUCUUUCUCACUUUCCUCACUUCUCCCUCUCUCUUAUCUCUCGUUUUCUCUCUCAUCUUUCUCUAUUUUCGCUUUCUUUUCUCUCUUUAUUUCCUGUUUUUUCUCUAUUCUCUGUCUUUCUUUCUCACGCGCUCUUCUCUCUCUCUCUCUUCUCUCACAUCCCCCCUCUCUCUUCUCUCUCUCCUUCCUCACUCUUCUCCCCUUUCUUUUCUCGCUUCUCUCAUUCUCUUUUGUCUCGCUGUGUCUUUUGUCUCUUCUUCUUCUCUUUCUCUAAUUUCUCUCUUUUCCCUUCUGAUAACCACUCCCAACAGAACAGCGAUCAUGUACCAUCGCCCCUGUUUUCCAACAUUCCCCUUUCAUCCGCGCCUUCAUGGAAUUAACUGA
Messenger RNA from Acanthosepion pharaonis, 2475 nucleotides. NCBI's taxonomy places the organism in Eukaryota, Metazoa, Mollusca, Cephalopoda, Sepiida, Sepiidae. The record is from the annotation of a GenBank genome assembly.